AUGGCCAAGCAAUUCGUGUAUGCUUUGAAUGACGAUCGGUGGUCUGUGUCUUGCAUAUCAACGCUCGAUGAAGAUCAUAUUCCCAGCAGCAACCCAUCCAAUAUUGAGAGUAGAAAUCAAGCUAUCCCUGCUAAACCCAAGACACCAAAUAAGCUCGUCAUCAACACGUUUGAAUCAGACAACAACAUGGAGACAACCUAUUUUACACGGCAACCACCAUCUUCUAAUGGCACUGCACGUACACAACCUUCUUUGCCAUCAUCAGCCGGUUUUUCAAAAGGACAGCUAUCAUCCUCAACAACUAUUGAUUUUGAUCCAUUGAUGAACCCCUUCCCCAAUCACGUGAAGAUCGCCACCCAUCACCAUCACAAAUCCUCUUCAACUCCAUCAUCGUCAAUUACAAAAGCAAUCGAUCACAGCAAACAAAAGGAAAUCACCACUGCUCCAGCAAAGGGCGAUGGCUCGUUUAGCAGAGACAGCGAUCAAGCUUGUAAAGCAACCAAACCAGCACGACAUCGAAAGAAGAAAAAGAAAUCUGCUAUGUGCUUGUCAACAAAGACGCGAUGUGUGAGUGGUAUCACGGUGCUUUAUACCAAGAAAACGUUACCCUUCAAGCUGAAAAAGUAUUACUUUCAACGCUAUUCAUACUUUUCAAAGUUUGACGAUGGAAUCAUGCUGGAUGAAGAGGGAUGGUUUUCGGUCACACCUGAGAAGAUUGCUCGCCACAUUGCCCAGCGAUGCACAAGCAAUGUGAUCAUUGAUGCCUUUUGUGGUUGUGGCGGCAACACGAUUCAAUUUGCACUCACGUGUCAACAAGUCAUUGCCAUCGACAUUGAUCCCGUCAAGCUUCACUGUGCCAAAAACAAUGCAAGGAUUUAUGGUGUAGAACACAAGAUUGAGUUUAUUUUGGGUGACUUUUUUGAAUUGGCACCCUAUUUAAAGGCUGAUGUUGUCUUUUUGUCACCACCAUGGGGCGGUCCUUCUUAUUCAAAAGAAUCCAACUAUGAUCUAGCGUCCAUGAUGCCAGGGAAUGGUGUACGUAUUCAUACCAUUGCAUCAAGAAUCACACCCAAUGUUGUCUUUUAUGUGCCCAAAACCACUGAUCCUCUACAACUGAUACAACUGGGUCCAUGUGAAAUUGAAAGGAAUUCAAUCCAGGGACAUCCAAAAGCUCUCACUGCAUACUACGGGAACCUUUCUCAAUCCAAUAUCGGUGAUUCUCCAACACAAUGCUUAAUAAACGAUGAGAAUGAAUCAUAA
Molecule: messenger RNA, 1260 nt
Organism: Lichtheimia ornata
Lineage: Eukaryota; Fungi; Mucoromycota; Mucoromycetes; Mucorales; Lichtheimiaceae
Exons: 6
Coding region: 1-1260 (419 amino acids)
Biological process (GO): 7-methylguanosine RNA capping; 7-methylguanosine cap hypermethylation
Cellular component (GO): nucleus
Molecular function (GO): RNA cap trimethylguanosine synthase activity
Source: RefSeq, a predicted model, not a curated record